Messenger RNA from Chrysoperla carnea, 874 nucleotides. RefSeq lists its product as uncharacterized. Lineage: Eukaryota; Metazoa; Arthropoda; Insecta; Neuroptera; Chrysopidae. The transcript is spliced from 2 exons. Bases 14 to 874 code for a protein of 286 amino acids. The record is from RefSeq and is a predicted model, not a curated record.
ACAAAAACACACAAUGAAAUUAAUAAUUAUUGGUGUUGUUUUAAUUUGGAUAACCAUAUUGCCGUCAAAUAUAGCCGAAAAAAUUCGAGAAUCAGAAGACAUAUGGAAACAAUCACCAUUAGAAUACGACGAACAAUGUGUAAAAUGGUGCACCAAUAAUAAAAAAACAAAAGGAUUAUUUGUCAGACCACAUCAGUAUAAUUCGCCAAUUCAGAUGUCUAAUCAAAGGAUAAACGAUUUAAGAGCUGAUAAAAAAACAGAACUAUUUCCACCAGAAUUUUUUGAAGAAUUUUAUGAAAAAAUAAAACAAGAUGGCCAAUUGUUUGCACAAAAAAGCCAAAUAGAUCAUACAGUACAAGAUCAUCAACAGCUUCCUAACAGAGAAUAUUUAAAACACAUUUUUGAAGAUAACAUAGGCCAUCCGCUUAAAAAACACACAAAUUUUGAACAAAAAUUACAAAGCAAGAUUUCAGGGAAAGGAAGUGCAAAUCCUGUUUCUCAAGAGGAACCCAUGGAUUCAAUGGAAGGAAAGCAAUUAAUAAUUAAUCAGGAUAACAUUAUGGAAGGACCAUCUGCUGGUUAUUUAGGUAACAAUAUGCAAGGACUUUCUCAGGGCUACCCAAACAACAAUAUACAAGGACCUCCUCAAGGUUACCCAGAUAACAAUAUGCAAGGAUCUCUUCAACCUAAUCAAGGUAACAAUAUGGAAGGAUCUAAUAAAAAACGUCCGGGAAAACCACGACCACCACUCCAACUACCUAAAUUUCCAUCAUUAUCUUCAUUCCCAUCGAUUAUGAAACCUCCGCCAAUGUGCCCUAUAGGGUGUAUGCCCGUACCAUUUUUCCAACCGCCAAAAUUUCCCUUCAUAGUAUAA